AUGUCGGGCCAAUCGAGCGACGUUGGCGAUGUUGGCGAAAAGCAAUUCGACCGUAGCCAUGAUCACAAACAGAUCGUUGAUCACGCUAAGGCGGCUACCGAUAAAGAGGAAAACAUGACCCUGUGGCAAGGCAUCAGACUAUACCCAAAGGCGAUUGCAUGGAGUGUCUUGAUCUCGACAUGCAUUGCUAUGGAAGGCUAUGACCUCUGCCUCCUCGGCAACUUCUACGCCUUCCCACAAUUCAAUCGUCAAUUCGGAGGGCCUGAUGGAAAAGGCGGCUUUCAGGUUUCAGCACCGUGGCAGGCAGGAUUAUCGAAUGGCGCAAACGUCGGCGAAUUUAUAGGCCUAUUGAUAAAUGGCAUCGUAUCCGAGCGGUUUGGAUAUAAAAAGACAGUUCUCGUAUGUCUCGCCAUCAUGGCCGGACUCAUCGCGAUACCCGUUACAGCAACAUCGGUCGAGGCGCUAUUGGUUUACUAUGUCCUUGCUGGAAUCCCGUGGGGUAUUUGGCAAACGUUGACGAUUUCAUACGCUGCCGAGGUCUGCCCGGUUGCUCUGAGGGGGUACUUGACGUCAUAUGUUAAUUUCUGCUGGGGUCUUGGACAAGUUAUUGGAGUCGGUGUUAUCAAGUCACAGCUAGGGAGGGAGGAUUCUUGGGCUUAUAAGCUUCCAUGGGCACUUCAGUGGAUGUGGAUCCCACCUCUCUUCAUUGGUAUCCUCUUUGCGCCAGAGUCGCCAUGGCUUCUUGUCAGAAAGAACAAGUUGGAAGAAGCAAAGCGCAACUUAUUACGAUUAACAACCUCGAACAAAGAAACCGACUUCGACGCCGACGAAACUAUAUCCAUGAUGGUACAUACGACGGAGAUCGAAAAACAAGCCACCGUAGGCGCUACAUACCUCGAUUGCUUCCGCGGAAUCAACCUUCGCCGAACGGAAAUCACCUGUAUGGUUUGGGCGAUCCAAAAUCUUUCCGGAAAUUCGUUCACCGGUUACUCAACGUACUUUUUCCAACAAGCUGGGAUUAAAACUGACGAUGCGUUUUCGUUUACACUCGGUCAAUUUGGUAUCAAUAUGGUUGGAGUUUUCGGUGCCUGGGCGUUGAUGUCUUGGGGUAUCGGUCGUAGAUCGCUCUACCUGUACGGUCUCUGUGGGCUUUUCACAAUGCUUUUGUUGAUUGGAUGCCUCCACUUUGUUCCCGCAUCAAGUUCGAAUCAGGCAGCAUAUGCUACCGGAGGACUCAUGCUCGGGUGGGCAACUGUAUACCAAUUGACUGUUGGAACCAUCUGCUUCUCCCUAGUUGGCGAAAUCCCAAGUCGAAGACUUUUAAUCAAGACGGUUGCCUUGGGGCGUUGCGCAUACAUUGUCGUCGGCAUCGUAUGCAGCGUCCUAACGCCGUAUAUGAUUAAUCCUACGGCAUGGAAUUGGCAAAAACUAACGGCGUUCUUUUGGGCGGCUAUUUGUUUCUGUUCGAUCAUCUAUACCUACUUUCGAAUCCCUGAGCCUACCGGAAAAUCGUUCGCGGAACUUGAUCUUCUAUUCGAGCAAGGAAUAGGCGCCAGGAAGUUCGCUUCCACCAAGACUAACGUUUAUGAAUCUGAACAGUCGGAGAGGGCUGCUUUGGAGGUAGAAAAGGAAGCGCCAGCAUAUCUUGAGAAAGCAUAG
Molecule: messenger RNA, 1659 nt
Organism: Orbilia oligospora ATCC 24927
Lineage: Eukaryota; Fungi; Ascomycota; Orbiliomycetes; Orbiliales; Orbiliaceae
Exons: 1
Coding region: 1-1659 (552 amino acids)
Biological process (GO): transmembrane transport; carbohydrate transport
Cellular component (GO): membrane
Molecular function (GO): carbohydrate:proton symporter activity
Source: RefSeq, a predicted model, not a curated record